UUUACCAGUCAAAAUGGUUUGCAUACACAUGGUUUGGCUUUCUUUGUGAUAAGGACAUGCCAAAUGACCAACUCGAUACAAUGGAUAAUGCUAAUACGCAAAGGGAUCCUGAGGAAACUCGAGAAGAAUCAAACAAUGAUGAAUCUAUUGUCGAUGAACCCACAACGGUCGAAGAUGAACCACCGGAGUCUACUAAUACAACGAUGGCGUCUACAACUGCUACGGCGGUGUCUACGAGUACAGCGACGGUGCCUACUUCUAACAUGUACCAAGGUAGGAAAAGACAACGUCGCAAUGAUGCUGCUGAUACUGCACAAAAUCAAAUGCUAAUUGAUGCAUACUCCAUUUUGAAAAAGACAUCGGCUACUCCUACUGACCACUAUGAAACGUUUGGAAUGCAUGUUGCAAGUGAACUCAGGAAAUAUGACAGCAACACUCUUCCUCAUGUGAAGAGGGCAAUAUUAGAUGUGUUGUUCAGAGCAGAUAUCGGAGAAUUUACCCCCAAUCACAACGUCCGUAACACUUCUGGGUACUACAAUUCAAAUUUCACUACACCGACUUCGUCUCGAGAUAGUUACCCUCCAACUCCUACUCCUUCAAAUUCCCAAUGUAUACUUGUUCAGGACCUUGAUUCAAGGCCUCCACAACAAGAAGACACCUUAGUAACCUACUUGACUAACAUAAAUCCUGAAAUUUUAAAUCCUGAAGAAAUGUAA
Messenger RNA from Photinus pyralis (common eastern firefly), 716 nucleotides. RefSeq lists its product as uncharacterized. NCBI's taxonomy places the organism in Eukaryota, Metazoa, Arthropoda, Insecta, Coleoptera, Lampyridae. The transcript is spliced from 2 exons. The record is from RefSeq and is a predicted model, not a curated record. Bases 57 to 716 code for a protein of 219 amino acids.